GUGCAUGGUGGGGAGGGUGCGUGAGCGGCGGGCGGGAUCAUGGCGGCCAUCGGGGUGCAUUUAGGCUGCACCUGUGCAUGCGUCGCUGUCUAUAAGGAUGGUCGUGCUGACGUGGUGGCCAACGAUGCCGGCGACCGAGUCACCCCUGCCGUGGUCGCUUACUCCGAAAGCGAAGAGGUGGUGGGUUUGGCAGCCAAGCAAAGCAGAGUAAGGAAUAUCUCCAAUACAGUGGUCAAAGUCAAACAGAUCCUCGGGCGAAGCUCUGGUGACCCCCAAGCUGAAAAAUACAUUACAGAAAGCAAAUGCUCAGUGACUGAGAAGAACGGAAAACUCCAGUAUGAAAUGGAUAACAAACUUGUUAGCCCUGAAGAAGUUGCAAAACUAAUUUUCAGCAAAAUGAAAGAAACUGCUCAGUCUGCUUUGGGUUCAGAUGUCAAUGAUGUUGUGAUCACUGUACCAUUUGACUUUGGCGAGAACCAGAAAAAUGCUCUUGGGGAAGCAGCUGGGGCAGCUGGCUUUAAUGUUAUGAGAUUAAUUCAUGAACCAUCUGCAGCUCUCCUGGCUUAUGGAAUUGGACAAGACUCACCCACUGGGAAAAGAUACAGGGGUUACAAACAUGACAUCAGAGAAAAUCCAAGAGCCAUGAUGAAGUUAAUGAACAGUGCUGAUAUUGCAAAGCACUCAUUGUCAACUCUGGGAAGUGCAAACUGUUUUGUAGACUCGCUGUAUGAUGGUUUGGAUUUUGAUUGUAAUGUGUCCAGGGCCAGGUUUGAACUUAUUUGUUCUCCACUCUUUAAUAAAUGCAUAGAAGCCAUUAAAAAACUUCUGCAACAAGUUGGGUUAACUGCAGAUGACAUUAAUAAGGUAGUUCUGUGUGGUGGGUCUGCUCGAAUCCCAAAGCUCCAACAGCUGAUUAAAGACCUUUUCCCAGCUGUGGAAUUGCUGACUUCGAUUCCUCCAGAUGAGGUCAUUCCCAUCGGAGCAGCCAUAGAAGCGGGAAUCCUGUUAGGGAGAGACAACCUCUUGUUGGAGGAGGAAGCACUGUCUAUCGAGUGUUCUACCAAAGAUAUUCUUGUGAAGGGAGUAGAUGAGUCGGGGUCUGACACAUUCACAGUACUGUUUCCAUCGGGGACCCCUUUGCCAGCACGAAGGCAGCACACACUACAAGCCCCAGGAAGCAAUUCCUCUGUAUGCCUCGAACUGUAUGAAUCUAUAGGGAAAUGCCUUGCAAAAGAGGAGGACAAAUUUGCACAGAUCGUGCUUCAGGAUUUAGAUAAAAAGGAAGAUGGGCUGCAUGAUAUAUUGACUGUUCUCACUAUGAAAAGGGAUGGGUCCUUGCACAUCACAUGCACAGAUCAAGACACAGGAAAGUGUGAAGUCAUCACUGUUGAAGUGGCAUCCUAGUCCUAUUUAAAAGGAGCUUCUUUGUCUGGUUUGGCUUGGUUUGUCAUUUCCCCUCCCUCCCCAAAAUUGUCUUUAUUUUAAAGAUUCUUUUUAAUGAGCUAUGUCAGGCUGGAAUAAAUUGCAGUAAAACUUUUUACCACCAAAGCUGUUUUUAAAUAAAAAUACUGUAUAGAAGGUUACCCUUACUCUUCAGACACUGGAGAGUCAAAUAGUUACUGGUUCAAUGCUCAAAAAAGGGAUGGGGAAAUCCCAGAGAGAAAACCAUUAGACUUAUUCAGUAAUAAGGUUUAUUACCCGGUAGGACCCAAAAUACAGAAAGAAUCCCCCUCAAGUCAAGUGACCUGUUAAGGGUUCUAGUCCCCUGUGUGUCUAACUUAAAAAAUGUUGCAUCUGUUUGGAACUAGUCAACGCUGGUAGUCUUUAAACAACCAAAAACAAACCAAUUCUCUGUUGGGGUGGGGACUUACAGUGUAUAUCCAACUGUAUGGAGCAUUAGUCUUAAAAUGGCUACCUGUCGGAAUUGGGGUUCUGAUGUAGAUCAGAUGCAUUUUGGGUUAUGUGAAAUGUGUCUGUUAAGCACUUGUGUGCUUCUUUACUUAAGUAAAAGUAAUAAACUAUUUUAUUCUAUAUUUAUAUAAA
Messenger RNA from Gavialis gangeticus (Gharial), 2043 nucleotides. RefSeq names its product heat shock protein family A (Hsp70) member 14 (gene HSPA14). Gene Ontology annotation, molecular function: ATP binding; ATP-dependent protein folding chaperone; misfolded protein binding. The transcript is spliced from 13 exons. The coding region runs from base 40 to 1404 and encodes 454 amino acids. NCBI's taxonomy places the organism in Eukaryota, Metazoa, Chordata, Crocodylia, Gavialidae. Gene Ontology annotation, cellular component: cytoplasm; ribosome. The record is from RefSeq and is a predicted model, not a curated record. Gene Ontology annotation, biological process: protein refolding; cellular response to unfolded protein.